UAAGAGCAAAAAAAUGUUGUUUAUAAACAGUGGCGUGAAGUUCAGGUUCAAUUUCCAACUAUUAUGUAAAUAUUAAAAAAAAUGCAGCUGUUCCGGGAAUUAAAUAGAUUUUCCAGAUUAGCAUACUCAAGAUAUUUCAGCACUGGUUUAGCAAAACGGUCAGCGUACGAGGGCGAUGGCAAAACUUCGGUGUCUAUUUUGAAUAUGGAAGAUGACUCGGGUUUGUUAAUCAAUUCCUAUAGCCAGUUGGGAUUUCGCCUGAACAAUCAAAUGAUGGUACUGGGUCCCAUGGCGAUUUUCCCCCGCUCAGUUCUAUCGUGGAAUGUCGAAACUGCAAAGGAUAUCAAUGAACACAGUCUCAGUUUGUUCACGGCUUUGGACCCAAAGAUAGACAUACUGGUCAUCGGCAUAGGAGAUCAAUCUGCAACGCCAGCGUUCAAUAAAAAAAUCUUGGAAUUCAUGCGAAAAUAUCGGAUAAACGUGGAGGUGCUCAAUACCGAGCAAGCUUGUGCAACGUUUAACUUCCUAAAUGCCGAAGCUCGAAUGGUGGCUGCAGCUUUAAUCCCACCAGUAACGUUGCGGGUGAACGAGGAUGAUUUGUUGCGCCGGCAGCUUAGAAUGAAUGAAUCUUUAGAGCUUCUCGAUAAAAAUGAGCGUUAGUUAACUUUGUUUGAUUUUUUCUAAGGUUUGUUGAAACACCUGUUCCUGAGAGAGUUACGGAAUAAAAUAACUGAAAAGUA
Uranotaenia lowii is the source of this 740-nucleotide messenger RNA. Its product is annotated as NADH dehydrogenase [ubiquinone] 1 alpha subcomplex assembly factor 3-like. The transcript has 2 exons. The record is from RefSeq and is a predicted model, not a curated record. Gene Ontology annotation, biological process: mitochondrial respiratory chain complex I assembly. Gene Ontology annotation, cellular component: mitochondrial inner membrane. Lineage: Eukaryota; Metazoa; Arthropoda; Insecta; Diptera; Culicidae. Bases 82 to 660 code for a protein of 192 amino acids.